CGCAUGCAAGCAAAGCAGGCGCGCGUAUUCGCAUGCGCACUCAAAUGUGAUUUAAUUGCGACUUUUUUUUUAAUUUACUUGCGCGAGUUAAUAACUUGAACUGGAGUUUUAUUUACUCGUUAUUAUUUCAAGCCGCGCAUUAAAUAAAAUCAAGAAAACAUGCCGGACAUGAAAUAUAUUUUGGUCACCGGUGGAGUGAUAAGUGGUGUAGGGAAAGGUGUGAUUGCCAGCUCGUUUGGCACAAUCUUGAAGAGUUGUGGUAUUGAUGUUACUUCAAUUAAAAUUGAUCCUUACAUAAAUAUAGACGCUGGAACCUUCUCGCCGUAUGAACAUGGUGAAGUUUACGUUUUGGAUGACGGAGGUGAAGUUGACCUUGAUCUUGGCAACUACGAACGCUUCUUGGAUAUCACUUUGCAUAGAGACAACAAUAUCACCACCGGCAAGAUAUAUCAGCAGGUUAUAGAAAGGGAAAGACGAGGCGACUAUCUUGGGAAAACUGUACAAGUUAUUCCUCACAUUACCGAUGCCAUACAGGAGUGGGUCCAGAGAGUAGCUCACAUUCCUGUAACAGCAAAUAAUGCCCCACCCAGAGUAUGUAUUGUGGAGCUUGGUGGAACCAUUGGUGACAUAGAAAGUAUGUCAUUUGUUGAAGCAUUCAGACAAUUUCAAUUUAGGGUAAAAAGGGAGAAUUUUUGCUGUGCCCAUGUCUCAUUAGUGCCAAUGCCAAAAUCUACUGGUGAACCUAAAACAAAACCAACACAGUCUUCUGUGAGGGAGCUUAGAGGAUUAGGAUUAUCACCUGACCUGAUAUUGUGUCGUUCAGAAAAACCAAUCAAUCACACAGUCAAAGAGAAGAUAUCCAAUUUCUGUCAUGUUGCACCAGAACAGGUUUUGUGUAUUCAUGACCUAAGUUCUGUAUACCAUGUACCAUUACUAAUGGAAUCCCAAGGACUUGUGCAGUAUAUAAAUGAGAGGUUACAGCUAAACAUAUCUAUGCCACGUCCUGGAAGGUUCAUGCAAAAGUGGCGUAAUCUUGCCAAACGUGUUGAUAAUCUGCGCAAAGAAGUGAACAUCGCCCUAGUCGGUAAAUAUACUAAAUUACAAGACAGCUAUGCCAGUGUAACAAAAGCUCUUCAACACGCGUGCAUAGCUGCUGGCUGUAAGUUGAACCUUACAUACAUAGAGGCUGUGAAUUUGGAAAAAAAGACGAAAAUUGAUGAUCCAGUCGGAUAUCAUAAAGCUUGGCAAGACCUUUGUAAAAGCGAUGGUGUCAUUGUACCUGGCGGUUUCGGACAAAGGGGAAUGGAAGGAAAAAUAGAGGCAUGCCAAUGGUGCCGUGAGACACAAAAACCUAUUCUCGGAAUUUGCCUUGGACUCCAAGCGGCCGUCAUAGAAUUCGCUAGAAACGUUCUUGGAUUGAGAGGUGCAAAUACAACAGAAGUAGAUCUGAAGUGUGAGGAUCCACUAAUAAUAGAUAUGCCUGAACAUCAUCCAGGAAAUCUAGGUGGGACAAUGCGCUUAGGCAAGAGAAAGACUUAUUUGGAACCAAGUGUGAUAGCUCGUUUGUAUAACAAAGAUGUGAUAGAAGAACGCCACAGGCAUCGGUAUGAAGUGAAUCCAGAAUACAUAGAGAGGCUAGAGGCUGCUGGCUUGCGGUUCAUUGGCAAGGAUGAGGCCCGCACUCGAAUGGAAGUGGCUGUGGUGGAAAGUCACCCGUAUUACGUGUCUGUGCAAUUCCACCCGGAGUAUCUGUCGCGACCUCUGUCGCCUAGCCCGCCUUUCUUAGGACUUAUAUUGGCAUCACUGGGCAAGUUAAAAAGCUAUUUAUCUAAAGGUUGCCGUUUCAGUCCGAGAAAUCAGUCAGACGUCAGUUCAGAUGACGAUGAUGAUUUAUGCUUGAGUGACGAGAACGACAAGACAGUAGUCGAAAACGGUAACGUUAAACAAUUGAACGGUCUGAGCAAAUUAACCAUAGAGGAAUAAGUGUAUUGCGUUAAGUAACAAAAUGUUAAGUUAGUUUUCCUUUUUUAGUAAUUUAGGUUACAACGUUUUUUGUUCACUUCUACAGUGUUAGUUAUUUUUAUUCACGAUUAAGUAAACGAAUAUUUUACAAUGUUUUUUUUUCAGUAAGAGCUGUUUAUUGUGUAAGUCAAAGUAAACGUUAAUCUUAGCUUAAACGUUAAAUACACUCGACUGCAAAAAACUGGGCCAACCACUAGUACCUUGGAACUGUAAUUCGAUUUUUUCAAAAAGUAUUAAACUUACAACUAUUAAACAUUAAGUGUGUAUCAUAAUUAUUAAUAUAAAUAAAAAAAUAUUCUAAAGUACUUGUAAUUUACUUUGUGAUUGAGCAAGAACAGCAAUGCUAACAAUUUGCUAUUUUUUUAAUAAAGUCGCGACUAUCGUUCUUUUUUAUAAAAUGAAGAUAGUCUGAUACUUCUUAUCAUUUCCUUAGUUUUUCUCCAUAUUUUUCUCAGACGUAAGUAUUUUUGCUUCGUUCGUUACUUCAGAAUACCACAAUUGGAAAACAAUUCUUCCUUGGUUUUUUUUUUAAAUAAAAAAAUAAUUAAUUGAUUAAUCUCAAUAAAUUCUAGUUCAUUUUAAUCACCACGAAACGCACUUUCUGUAGUUAUAUUUUUGAUAGAUGUAAGUUUUAUACUUUUUGAGAAUAUCAAAUCAGAGUUCCGUGGUAGCAACUGACCCAGUUUAUUUACAGUCAACUGUAGUUUUCCUUUUUUAGUAAUUUAGGUUAAAACGUUUUAUGU
Molecule: messenger RNA, 2765 nt
Organism: Chilo suppressalis (striped riceborer)
Lineage: Eukaryota; Metazoa; Arthropoda; Insecta; Lepidoptera; Crambidae
Source: the annotation of a GenBank genome assembly